This is a messenger RNA of Emiliania huxleyi CCMP1516, 897 nucleotides long. RefSeq lists its product as hypothetical. Gene Ontology annotation, cellular component: septin complex; microtubule cytoskeleton; cell division site. The record is from RefSeq and is a predicted model, not a curated record. NCBI's taxonomy places the organism in Eukaryota, Haptophyta, Isochrysidales, Noelaerhabdaceae. Gene Ontology annotation, molecular function: molecular adaptor activity; GTP binding; GTPase activity. The coding region runs from base 1 to 897 and encodes 298 amino acids. The transcript is spliced from 7 exons. Gene Ontology annotation, biological process: cytoskeleton-dependent cytokinesis.
AUGAAAUGCGAAGCGGCGGAGCUGCGCGAGCUGAUUGCAGACCUGACAAACAAUCUCUCAGACCUGGAGGACGCGCCCCUGGAGACUGCGCUUUAUGGACACAUCCCGGACUUGAUCCGCUUUGCCUUUGGCUCCUACCACGACCACGAGCAACUGGACCGUGUCAGCGGCGACGGAUGGGUGGCGGCGAAGGACCACGGCGAUUACGCUGUACCUGACGCCCUCGCCAAGGGCCACACGGUCAUCCUCCUCGUGUUGCUCAGGACGUUGUCAUGGCUGCCUGGCAACCCGAUCACCAAACCAUGCCGGUGGCACGAGGCGCCUGAAGCAUCCAUAUUUGGUGGACCCAAAAACGACCAGCUCUUCCACAGCCCAAUUUUGCUCGUAGCAACGUCGCCAGGCUGCGCAGGCACCUGCUGUCGCUCUGCGCAUGGCUUCCAACUCUACUGCCACUGCGCUCAUCCGGAACAAGCUCACACCGGUGUGAUCCCGCCGCACCGCAUGAAGCGCGCCGACGUCGAGCUAAUGCAGCGGCUGCACACGCUGGUGCCGCUCGUGGUGGCCAUCGCGAAGAGUGACACAAUGACCACUGAGGAGACGUAUACAUACAAGAACCAAGUAAGUGGCCUGCUCAAGAAGCACAGCAUCUCGACCUUCCGUUUCACCGAUGGAUCGAUCAAGGAGGUCGAGCAGCUCCACGCCGAGAGCUUUGUGGACACGUUCAAGCCUCUCUACGGCGGCGCCGACGGCUCCUUGCCGUGGGCGGUCAUGGGUGCCGAUGACUCGCAGCGCGAUGCGGGAGGGUGGCAGCAGCUCAAACGAGACGCGGCACUCAAGGCGGACAAGGAGGCCGCACGUCGCGCCAAGGCAGUCUGGCCCACGGUGCCAUGGGACUAG